ACCAGCGAGGUGUCCAGGUGCAUUCCUGUUGGAACACACCUGGGCAAAAUUCAGCUACAAAGUGCAUACGUCUGCACUUAUUUGCAAACAGCGUAUUUUGUCGUAAAAUAUAUAACAUUUAUGAAUACGCGCACUCACUGUGUAGACAAUUAAAGUACAUUUUUUGUUUUUGACUUUUUAAGAGUUGCUAAAUACUAGUUGUGUGUUUCUUAAGUGGAAUUUGUUUGACAUUUUAUGCACUAGUAAACUUUAAAUCGCGUGUAGCGUUCUUUGACAGGAAGUCGAGUAGAGUUUGACUGUUCCCCACGCGUCCAGUUGUUCACCCGUGUCAGUCCCCCACGUAAGUGAUGCCCGGGCCGUCGUGCGUCACCGCAGACACGCCCACCGGGCUUCCCUUCACUACAUUUCCGCAAAGUACUUUCUCCGCUGCUGCUUCACUCAGUUCGGCUUCUGAGGCUUUGGAACACACAGAAGUCUGUAAAAAUGAGUGAAAUCAAGCAGGACGCUGCGGCGACGAAUGGAAAUAUGGCGGAAGAAAAAGACUGGGCCGCGGCCAAAGCUGCUUUCGAGAACCUCAAAUCAAACAAACCGAGACCUCCCAAGCCCCAGUACGCCGUCACCAUCGCCGUGUCCUCGCGCGCCCUCUUCAACAUGGUGGCAGAGAGGAAGAUCUUCCAGGAAGAUGGAAUGGAGACGUACGUUGCCCACCAGCAGGAGCAUGAAAGCGAGCCUCUCAAGGAGGGCGUUGCCUUCCCCUUCGUCAAGGCGCUGAUGAACGUUAACGCUCGGCUGAGGAAGCUCUAUCCAGACAGCGAGGAGCUGUUUGACAUCGUCCUAAUGACCAACAAUCACGCCCAAGUUGGGGUGCGCCUCAUCAACAGCAUCAAUCACUACGAUCUGAGCAUAGAGCGUUUCUGCAUGACGGGAGGACAGAGUCCCAUCGGCUACCUCAAGGCCUACAUGACCAACCUUUACCUCUCCACAGACUCCGAGAAAGUCACGCGGGCCAUAGACGAAGGAAUCGCCGCCGCCACAAUGUUCACGCAGAGCACGGACACGGAGCUGAGCAGCACCCAGCUCCGCGUGGCGUUCGACGGCGACGCCGUCCUCUUCUCGGAUGAGUCGGAGGUCAUCGUCAAGCAGCACGGCCUGGACUCUUUCUUUGAGCACGAGAAGCAGUUUGAGAACAAACCUCUCGCUCAGGGACCCUUAAAGUGCUUCCUGGAAGCGCUGGGGAAGCUCCAGAGAAAGUUCUACGCCAAGAACGAGCGCUUGGACUGCCCCAUCAGAACCUACCUGGUGACGGCCCGCAGCGCUGCCAGCUCAGGGGCCCGGGUGCUCAAGACGCUUCGCAGCUGGGGCCUGGAGAUCGACGAGGCCCUGUUCCUUGCCGGGGCCCCUAAAGGGCCCCUGCUGCAAAAGAUCCGGCCGCACAUCUUCUUUGAUGACCAGAUGUUCCACAUCGAAGGGGCCAAGGAACUGGGGACCAUUUCAGCGCAUGUUCCCUAUGGGAUCGGACAGAAGUACCACAAGGGGAAGCUCAUCGAGCAGCCCCCAAAAAAAGAGUAGCUCAGAAUGGUAAAUACGCCCAUCAUGCACUACACCAUCAUGCAUAGGAGAAGAUUUGCUCAAAUAAUAUAUUUUACUUUGAAAGAUGCCUGUCAAAGUUCAGACAGAUUAGAAUUUUAUAAAGUUUUCUAUUACCUUUAGGCAACGCUAGGUGCUUUUCACUGUUUACACUGGGGUUUACAUGUACAUGUAUUGUAGUUCACACCUUUACCUUUUACGCAUUUAUUUGGUUGUGUAUCUUGACUUGACUAGUUACUAUAUAACUAUAUUUAGAUUUGUAUCACUCAGGCUAUUACAUUUUCUAGUUCUCAUGUAAUAUGUCAUAGUUAAAGGUUGUCACAUUCAGUGUCAUUGUUGCCGUCUUCAUUUUAUUAAUGAUAGACAGCAGGGCACAAAUUCAGAUUUUAUUAAAUUUGUCUACAUUUCUAAAA
This is a messenger RNA of Betta splendens (Siamese fighting fish), 2000 nucleotides long. Its product is annotated as cytosolic 5'-nucleotidase 1A-like. Lineage: Eukaryota; Metazoa; Chordata; Actinopteri; Anabantiformes; Osphronemidae. Gene Ontology annotation, molecular function: nucleotide binding; 5'-nucleotidase activity; magnesium ion binding. The transcript is spliced from 6 exons. Gene Ontology annotation, cellular component: cytosol; cytoplasm. Gene Ontology annotation, biological process: adenosine metabolic process; nucleotide metabolic process. The coding region runs from base 484 to 1569 and encodes 361 amino acids. The record is from RefSeq and is a predicted model, not a curated record.